AUGGUGCUCGUGAGCGAACUCGGGGACGAGACGUUCAUCAUCGCCGCCAUCAUGGCGAUGCGAAACUCGCGAGGCGUCGUCCUCGCGGGCGGGCUGUGCGCGCUCACCAUCAUGACCGUGCUGUCCGUCAUGCUCGGGUUGGUGGUGCCGCAGUUGAUUAGUAAAGAGACGGUGAGUAAGGCGGCGUUCGUUUUGUACACGUUCUUUGGAUGUCGGUUGAUGUACUUGGCGUACAAAUCGGACGGCGCGGCGUCGAUGACGGGGGAAAUCGAAGAGGUUGAAGAAAAGUUGGAAAAGGGAACGUCCGUGAGCACGCGCACGCGCGUGGCGCGUGUUUUGGCCAAGAUUUCGUCCCCAGUGUUCAUCGAAGCCUUUGUGCUGAUCUUUUUGGCCGAGUGGGGUGACAGAAGUCAGAUCACGACCAUCGCGUUGGCGACGCAUAAAAACCCGUACGGCGUCGCCAUCGGCGGUAUCCUGGGCCACACGUUCUGCACCUCCUUGGCGGUUGCUGGAGGCAGAAUCGUCGCCAUGAAGAUUUCCCCUCGAACGGUGUCGUUCGUCGGUGGUAUUCUCUUCUUCGGUUUCGCGUUGCACGCGCUUUAUUUCGGCGCGCCCGGAACUGAGCACAUGUGA
Ostreococcus lucimarinus CCE9901 is the source of this 633-nucleotide messenger RNA. RefSeq lists its product with no specific name. The transcript has a single exon. Gene Ontology annotation, molecular function: manganese ion transmembrane transporter activity; calcium ion transmembrane transporter activity. The record is from RefSeq and is a predicted model, not a curated record. Gene Ontology annotation, cellular component: Golgi apparatus. Lineage: Eukaryota; Viridiplantae; Chlorophyta; Mamiellophyceae; Mamiellales; Bathycoccaceae. Bases 1 to 633 code for a protein of 210 amino acids. Gene Ontology annotation, biological process: calcium ion transmembrane transport; manganese ion transmembrane transport; Golgi calcium ion homeostasis.